AUGCGAAGGGAAACCAUUUAUGUGGCUAACGAUCAGUUCGAUCUUGCAUCAGAGGCAGAAAACUCGGAAGAUGAUGAAAUUCCAAUGGAGAUGGACCUCACGACGGCUGGACCACCCAUAUCUGAUGAUGAGACAGAUAUGGAGAAGCCUAUCGAUAGGCAAUCUCAAUUCAUUAUGACGAAACACAAUGAGUUGAGGACCAUAUUUGGGUUACGCGACAAUUUCCAUGAUACAAUCUGGAAUUUAACAGUAGCCGGUGAUAGUUUGAUAACACGAGAGUCAUUCAACGGUAUCGGGCAGGAAUACUUCGAAGCGUUGGUCACGUCUAUGUUUGAUGCGUACCGCAAUCAGUUCAUCAACGAACGCCAUUUGCUGAAUCGUACUCGAGGCGAUGAGAUGUUAUGGACUUAUGCAAACAGUAUCUUCUUUGCCACUACAGUGAUCACAACUAUUGGUUAUGGUAACUUAGUACCAGCCACUCAGUUUGGUCGUGUUGCAUGCAUUGUUUUUGCACUUUUCGGCAUUCCAUUACUGCUGGUCACGAUCGCGGAUAUUGGCAAAUUCUUAUCGGAUUUCUUGAGUUUUCUCUAUCGAACUUAUCGCGCCUUCAAACGAAAGGUUCGUAAACAGUCUCGACGAAUAUCGCACCAUUAUCGUGAUCGCUCCUUAUCACAAUCUCAACAAAGUGGCUCAUCGUCACUUAAAGCUGGCAGCAUCAAUUUGGGCGAUAUCGAUAGUGAUAUUGAAUCAAGCUGUGAGGAUGAACUGCGUAUACCAGUUGUUAUGGUACUAUUCGUCUUGGUCGCGUACACAGCAAUUGGUGGACUUUUGUUUCGCGCAUGGGAGGGAUGGCCUUACUUUGAUGCGUUUUAUUUCUGCUUUAUCACGAUGGCUACCGUUGGUUUUGGUGACAUUGUACCAACUGAGCAGGUCUAUAUGUUCUUCACGAUGGCGUACAUUAUUUUCGGAUUAUCAUUAGCCACGAUGUGUAUUGAUUUGGCCGGUACAGAAUACAUUCGAAAGAUUCACUAUUUGGGGACAAAAAUGGAGGAUGCAAAAGGAGCCGUUAUGACUGGUCUACAAGUUGGUGAACACAUUUUGAAACAUACGGGUAUUGAGGUGAUCCGAACAGCCGGCGGAAAACUUGUUCAAGUCAGAGGAGCGGUGCUAAACUCAAAGCAAGCUCGUGAAUUGGGUGUUGAUUAUAUUUUAGCCGAUUUACAAUAUCAACAAAAAAACAUCCUCUAUGAACCUUUAAGCCAGGCUGUACAACGACUGGUAAAAAGCAGCAAUAUCAAGAUUUUACCAGACGACAUCACCGAGAAAGACGGCUAUAUUGUACAAAACAAGAGUUACGAUAAGCCAGGUGGUAAGCAGUAUAAAUUACUGAAACGGAAUCCGAAUGUAAUACACCGAAUACUGGUACCAUCCGAUGGUAAAGUGGCAGUUAUCGUACCGUUUCUAUUGAAAGAAUCAGAUGUAUGA
Messenger RNA from Anisakis simplex (herring worm), 1485 nucleotides. Lineage: Eukaryota; Metazoa; Nematoda; Chromadorea; Rhabditida; Anisakidae. The record is from the annotation of a GenBank genome assembly.